This is a messenger RNA of Lathyrus sativus (Indian pea), 1116 nucleotides long. Lineage: Eukaryota; Viridiplantae; Streptophyta; Magnoliopsida; Fabales; Fabaceae. The record is from the annotation of a GenBank genome assembly.
AUGGAAAGAGUGUUUUCAAUUGCAGAAAUUACUGAACAAUAUUGGUUAACUUCUAAGGCUUGUAAAGAAGGAGAAUCAAAGAUGAAUAGAAGUGAUUCUGAAUGGGCUUUUCAACAGUUUCUUCAACAACAAGAACAAGAAGCUGCAAAUACUUCUGUUGCAAAGCCUUGUUCUUCAUCUUCAACUUCAACUUCUACUUCUUCUUCCAACGUUGAUCUCAAACUCAAAAUCAAUAACAAUAAAAAUAGUAAUGAUAAUAAUAUCAACGAUUCUCAGGAUUACUAUGCUAUUCUCAAAACCAAGCUCGAUCUCGCCUGCGCCGCAGUCGCCAUGUCUCGGGGAUCUUUGGUGAAAUCUCAGGAACCUGACAAUGGAUCCCAUGCACCUUAUACUUCUGAACUUGGACCUUCUGGAAAUGAUUCAUCUAAAUUGCUAAAUAAAGAUGUGAUGAAAGUAGGUCAAAAGAAGCCUGUUGUUUCAAUCAGGUCAACAACAAGUGGUUCAUCAGAUGAUGAAGAAGCUGAGGGAGAGAUUAAUAUGAAUGGUGACACGAAUCCUUCUGAUGCAAAAAGAGUAAGAAGGAUGCUCUCUAAUAGGGAGUCUGCUAGACGUUCGAGACGAAGAAAACAAGCGCAUUUAUCUGAGCUUGAAACACAGGUUUCUCAAUUGAGAGGUGAAAAAUCUUCAUUGUUAAAGAAUUUAACAGAUGUGACUCAAAAGUACAAUGAUUCUGCUGUUGACAACAGAAUAUUAAAAGCUGAUGUUGAAACCUUAAGAGCAAAGGUGAAGAUGGCUGAAGAGACGGUUAAAAGAUUUACCGGAUUGAAUCCGAUGUUUAAUGAAAUAUCUGAGUUAUCAUCAAUGGGAAUGGGAAUGUCAUUAUUUGAUGGAAGUCCUUCUGAGUCAUCAGCUGAAGCAUCUAUGCCUGAAGGUUCCAAUAAUCACUUCUGUCAACCAGCUUCUAAUAAUCUUACGUCCAGUCAUAAUAUAAGAGCUGAAAAUAUGCAGAAGACUGCAGCGGGGAACAAGAUAGGGAGAACAAACUCCUUGCCGCGAGUGGCUAGCUUGGAACAUCUUCAGAAUCGGAUUCGCGGUGGUGCUGAUGAAGAGAAGUGA